AACGUUCUUCUUUGUGCACGAAGCAUCAGAGAAAAUUCACAACGUACGAGAUUCUCAGAGUGUUUAUAGACAAGGUUUAAUAUUUUUUCUAUAAAACAUUCUGUAUUGCAAGGAUCUAUAAUAUGAAAUCAGCAGCCACACUCUCGUUUGCAAACUAAUAAGAAUUGAUUAGCAAGAUAAUAAAAGGCGAAAAUGAAGAAGUUCCAUGUGCAAGUGAAAGAAAACUCGCCGUUGGUAGAGGCGAAAAUGAAUGAAGAGAUUCAUGCACAAGCGAAAGACAACUCGCCCUCGAUAGAGAACAUCUUACGUCCAAUAUCAUACACCGCCUGGCUUUUAGGCGUCGGUAUUGCACGUCCACGAAAGUGUCCUAAAGCUAUAACGAUAAUAAUACGUAUGAUUCACAUGGCUGUGUGUUCCUAUGUCAUGAUACGCGACACUAAAUAUUACUUCGCUAAUAUUCAGGUUGACAUAAGGGUGUACAUAUAUUAUUUUAUAGACAGGAUGAUAUAUUACAUAUCAACCUUUUAUUAUAUUUAUCAUGGAAUCAGGCUGUACAACAAGUGGCCGGAGCUGAUGGAUAGAUUGAAAGAACUCGAUCAGAACAUCAGGAAAGAAACAUCCAUGAAUUACCGAUUUUUAAAAAUUGUUGAAGCACUAGCAAUUUUCACGACGUUUAUUUUCUGUCCUUUGUGGCCGAUUAUUAAAAUUCUGAAUUAUUACCUUAACGUAUCACAUAUAGUACACGAAACUUAUAUAAUAAGAAUGCUGUAUUAUUACAUAUUAGCACAGUCGUUGAUCAACAGCUUCGUCUUCGUCGUUGUCGUCUAUGUGUUAUAUUGCAGAUUUCAAAUAAUAAAUAAAUUGAUCGGUCAGUUGGAAAAGUUAUCCAAUGUGCAAUGGAUCGCGUUCAAGAUUAGACGCAUCAGAAAAUUGCAUGCCGAUGUUUGUGAUCUCGCCAGCAUGGUCAACGAUAUUCACGGUCUUCAUCUCCUCUUCUGCUCGGCGAAUUGUUUCACCAUGGCUAUAGUUUCACUAUUCUUUGUUUUUAAAUACGUGAAGCAUUUUAGCUGGGUAGAUCUGAUACAACAUUUCUUAUUCAUUGUAUAUUCCAUGCAAUUCUGCCUGAUUUGUUGGAUUUGCACACUUGCGAGUCAAGAAUCCAAUAGGACCGGCAGAAUCAUGCAUAAAGUUAUAAUGAAUUGCCAACCUCUAAGUCUUGAUAAUCGCGACGCGAUUAAUCAAUCGAGUUUAGAAAUGCGAUCUGCACGAGAAGAUUGGAACAACGUGAAGAACUAUAAUUGUAGCAGUCAUAAUCUGUACGUCGUGAGAAAUUUUUUGCACAAAAAUCUGGACCAAAAGUGUGUCAGAAAAGAAGUCAAUGAUUUUUCGAUUCAACUGCAGCAGAAUCGAGUAGUAUUCACGGCCUGCGAUUUCUUCGAAAUGAACAAUGCUUCUUUCGGUUAUUUCGUCGGGGUGAUCGUCACUUAUCUAAUACUCUUCGUUCAAUUCAACACCUUUUAAAAAUUAAGAAAAAAUACUAGAAAUGUAUUUGAAACGUUUGGAAAUAUGUUAAAAUCCAACAUCACAUUUUUUUUCUUUACAGUACCAAUUGUAAACAUUUUUCUUUCUAAAUAUUUUUAUAUCGUUGUAUAGUAAUAUUAUUUCACUGUGACCCGUGUUCUUAUGUCUUGCUUGUAAAAAUAAAUUAAGAGACUAAUACUAUGUAAAAAAAGUAAGAUAAAUGUUUCGGUAUCGUUUAGACAACAUUAUUGUAAAAGCGACGUGGCGAUAUAUGACGCGCAACUAAUUGUCGACGAAUUAGGUUCGCGUAGCGACUCGUUCUCGAUACAAAAUAAUUGAUAUAUACUGAUUUACUGAACAAUUAAAACUUUACAAAAGCAUCAAUCCACGGAAAGAAUUGUACGUAUGGAAAUACGUGUCUCGUGCUUUCAAUCUCGUAGAUGUUACACAAUGCAGUCCAUUAUGCAUUAAUAGAAAUAA
This is a messenger RNA of Solenopsis invicta (red fire ant), 2001 nucleotides long. RefSeq lists its product as uncharacterized. Gene Ontology annotation, biological process: sensory perception of taste. The record is from RefSeq and is a predicted model, not a curated record. Gene Ontology annotation, cellular component: membrane; dendrite; axon. Lineage: Eukaryota; Metazoa; Arthropoda; Insecta; Hymenoptera; Formicidae. The transcript has 3 exons. The coding region runs from base 193 to 1521 and encodes 442 amino acids.